Messenger RNA from Rasamsonia emersonii CBS 393.64, 1146 nucleotides. RefSeq lists its product as uncharacterized. The coding region runs from base 1 to 1146 and encodes 381 amino acids. The record is from RefSeq and is a predicted model, not a curated record. The transcript has 2 exons. Lineage: Eukaryota; Fungi; Ascomycota; Eurotiomycetes; Eurotiales; Trichocomaceae.
AUGAUAGUGGGCAUGGCUGACUUAAUAACACUGAAUUCGCAAGCAACUCCAGAAUUCUCAAACAAGCAGGUGAUCGCAACAGCAGACCCAGACCACGGCGACCACGCCAACAAACAAUCCGGAAUUGGGUCCGCACGAAGAGUAUCAACCAAGGGAGAAAAAGAACACCACAUACUGAGAACCUACGGGCACGGCCGUCGCACACUUGACAACAGAAAACUGUACACGAAGGAGAACGGGAUGGUCGCGAUCGCACAAUCAGGGGUCAAUCCGACUUGCAGCGGAUUGGGGAAUUGGGAAACUAUGGGCAACGAAAGAAAGCGCGAUUUCAACGAGCGAAAGGGAUUCCGUAAGGAGCGUGGUAGAGAGCACAAUGACUCUCUGGUCGGAAGGGAACUCGAUGAAAGAGACAGCAAAAGAAGGACGGACCAGCAAAAGUCGAGGAAGAGAGCGGGAGAAGGGGAGUCAGGAGGAGAUGAAGAAGGCGGCUGCCCGGGGGAGGGGGCAGGAACCAGGGGCUGCGACGGGCACAGGCUAGCUAGUAGCGGCAGCGCGGUGGGUGGAAACAAGGGCUUAGGCGUUGGAGGGCGAGCUGGCGCUGAUCGACUGGCGGCGUGGAGGCGGCUGGGUGCGUGGCAACUGGACGGGGCAUCGCAAGCCGGGUGGAACGGGCAGCCGGUGCCAGGCCGGGCAGCAACGGCGUGCGCUGUAGGGAAGGCGCAGCCCAGUUUCAGCUGCCCGCUGGUCUGUUUUGCCCUUUCCUGUUCCUGUGCCGGGCCCGCCCCGAAAUUGCUGUCGGCUGCUGCGGGCCAAUCAGCGCGGCCGCUGCCCGGCGGAUCGAACACGCGCAGCCAGGAACACCAAUCAGCGCCCCGAACGUGGGAGCGCCUGCCCACACCGUCACCCAGGCGCAUAAAUUGCUCCUUCCUGCGCGUUGUCUGCCCAGCAUUGGUCACUCUGGGCAGUAACCUCGACUUCAUCGCGCAUGAGGAUAUCGGGCCUCCCGUCCUCUCGCUGCGACCACCUGUCCGUUCAGACUUCGGACAGGUCGCAUCGAGAAUGACGAUAACACGCACGUUGCGUGGUUCGUGCUAUACUUUGUACGGGAUACGGACUCCGGAUGGUGGCGUCCACCGGGCGCCUUGA